Molecule: messenger RNA, 2238 nt
Organism: Anneissia japonica
Lineage: Eukaryota; Metazoa; Echinodermata; Crinoidea; Comatulida; Comatulidae
Product: glutathione S-transferase P-like
Exons: 8
Coding region: 86-715 (209 amino acids)
Biological process (GO): glutathione metabolic process
Cellular component (GO): cytosol
Molecular function (GO): glutathione transferase activity
Source: RefSeq, a predicted model, not a curated record
AAUCCUUUUCAUUCUCCAGGUCUCUUUCUUUUGUUUUUUAGGACGUCUUUCAAAGCGGAUUAGCUUCAGCUUACUCUACAUCAAAAUGGGAUACAAAUUGACUUACUUCGCAAUCCAGGGACGUGCUGAGCCGAUUCGUCUGCUUCUCCUUGACAACGGUGUUGAUUUUGAAGAUGAAUUGCUAACAAGUGCAGAGUUCCAACCAUUAAAGCCGAAACUGCCUUUCCGUCAGAUGCCAGUGUUGUACGAUGGAGAUUUGGUCUGUGCUCAGUCAAAUGCUAUCUUGAGAUAUUUAGCCAGAAAAUAUGGCUUGUAUGGCAGCAACGACCUAGAAGCUUUCAAGAUUGAUAUGUUCAACGAUGGCGUUGAGGAUCUAAGAGUUACUUAUACUAACAUGAUUUAUAGAAACUAUGCUGGCAAAGAUGAUUUUGUGAAUAAUACUUGUCCAGUUCAGCUUGAAAUUAUGGAGAAUCUCUUUAAAGCUAACAAUGGAGGUGGCGCUGGUGGAUUUGCUGCAGGGGAAAAGAUUUCGUUUACGGAUUUCAACUUCUACAAUCUUCUGGACAUUCUCUUGGUUCUGUCACCCCCCAUAUUAGACAAGUAUCCAGUUCUAAAGGGCUAUCAUCAACGCAUGUCCGCACGUCCAAAAAUUGCAGCCAGACAGGCCACAGAUGCCUACAAACAGUUGAAGAUCAAUGGAAAUGGAAAACAAUAGAUGUAGUCGUUUAGGCUUAAAAUCUUAAUUGGAUGACUUAAGCUGGAAUAAAUUUCAGCCAAAUUAUGCAUGAUCUAUUUUAAUCACAGCAUAUGUAUUGAAAUGUUAGAUAUAGUUUUGUAUGUAAAUGUGAAUUCUGUACACCGCAUACUCCUGAAAUACAUCUUUAUCUUGAGAUUUGUAAAACUGCUGCAGUCAAAUGAAUUUUAUGAUUUUGUGUUCUUGCACGUGCAAGAAGGAAUUUAUGUAGUUUUAAGUAUAUACUUGUUUUAGUUUGUGGUUAGGUGUCACACCGUAGUUUUACUUGUUUUUUAGUAUACUGCACUUGCGCUGAUAUUCGCAAAAAUAUAAAUGGAAUGUGUUAACUGGUACUGGUACAGGCAUUUAUAAUGCUCUUUUCCUUGAGAUAAAGUGCACACAAAGUCCUAUUGCUCUGGGAAAAACUUUAGACAGCAUGUACUGCAUCAUUAAACACCCAUGGAAAUCGCCACAACUAUAUUGUUAAGGUUAAUUUCGUGUGACAGGCAUGCCAUAACAGUAUGAAUGUAGUUUUAUUAGGGAGUGGGUAAUUUUUCAUAAGUUUUGACAGAUGACCAGUGGAUGAUAGCACCUUGUCCUAUAAUGGACUAUAUUUAGAGUAAUUUUUACCCUUUUGAACUUAGGUGUAGCAUUGUAAACAAACUAUACAGUACUUUGAAAACGCUACAUUCUGCAGUAUACACAUGCUCCAUUCCGGAGCUUAUUUUUGAAAUUUAAUAUAGAAUUUAGGCAGUGGACAUAUUUCAUUUUACAAAAAAAUGCUAAAUAAGUUAGUUAUAAGUAAGUAUUUUUUAACUAGAAUCAAUAAUUCACAUUGUCUAGAAUCUUAUAGCUCAUUGGGCAGUAAUUUAGCCCUACAUUGUAAACGGUGGCACCUCUAUCAAGGGACUUGUGUCCCCCUACCUCAGCCUCAGACCUCCUACCUCAGUCGGACCAAUAACGGGUAUACGCUUCCUUUUGAAACAUUAUGCUGAAACAUCUCAGAACACUUUGAAAUGAUCAAAAUUUGCCCAGUUUUUCUAGGCGCCAAAGGGCGAGGGGAAGUAACACUCUGAGCCCCACCAUUGGUUCUCCAGAUCCACAUGCCUUAGUUGGAAGUUUUUAGUCUGACAGUAUUGCACCCACCCCCACCCCUGGUCAGGAAAAUUCUGGCACGACCAGGUUUACCUUGCCUAAGGGCAGUCACUGUCACCGAGCCUAGCAGUGGUGUAUUUACGGGGGUGCACGUCCUUCCAAAAAUUACUUGUGUCACCCCCAAAAAUCCCGGUCAUGUAGUUAAAAAUCACAAAAUCACCUUAUUUUGCGAACUAGCACCCAACUGAUCGUCGAGUCCCCCGAUCAGCACCCUCUUAAGUCUUCUAUAUACGCGACUGAAGCCUGGACGUUCUAUGUCCCCAAAAACCCGAGCCAUAUCAUUGCACCACCUACUUGCACAUCUAAAAGUAUUCAAUUAGAAUAGCAAUAAAGAUCAGAAAAAAAAAAAC